UUUGCACCAACAGGCACGUUUCUUGCCAGGAGCGAGGAGCACCGGGAAUACCGCACCGGUGUGUUCACAGUGAAGACGUCUCCAUUUUGGUGCCUCUUUGAUGAAAAACAGCCGCUGUGUGUCGAGCUGAAGAGUGGACGAGCCUCUAUUGUGGAUUUCGAGGGACAACAUGUCAAGUGUGCCAACAGCUGGAGAGGAAGACUCGACUAAAUUCGGUCCAUUCUCACCGUAGCUGACGUGUAGAAGGCUUCGUUUGUUGGGAAAGGGGAAUAAAACACGUACACCGCCUCGUCGUUUGGUGCUACACGACGUAAUCUACAUUGUAAAGCGGUGAGUUCUCGUGACUAUAGGAAGAUGCUCACUGUGCCGGCUGCUAGCUGAGUUGCUAACUCCAGGACGUAUAGGAAAUAAGACACGUCCGAUAAUGUGGCGUCUUUUGGGCUGAGUAAGGACAGUGGGGGCCAGUCGAGGACAACCGGUGGUCGUUAAAGCUCCGGUGAGCGCCUAGUGUUGUUUGUGGUCUUUGGAUGCGCCGCCUUCCUUUGCCACCAGCCUCACGAGACAGCAAACCUCGGCGACAUGUCAUCCCAGAAGCUUGUUUGUUAAAUUUACCCACUCCCACGCCCCAAAUCUCGCGUGGAAAUUGGGGAGGGGGGAGAGCCCAUAAGAGAGGAGGUGAACAAAGAUUAAGCCCGAACAGGAGCCGCCUAUAUGAAGAUGCUGAUGUGUGACCGCGGCGUCCAGAUGCUCGUGACGACGGUGGGCGCGUUCGCCGCCUUCAGCCUUAUGACCAUCGCCGUGGGGACCGACUACUGGCUGUACUCGCGUGGGGUCUGCCGCGUGAAGAGUAGCGGCGACAACGACACGAGCCGCAAGAACGAGGAGGUGAUGACGCACUCCGGCCUCUGGCGGACCUGCUGUCUGGAAGGAACCUUCCGAGGUGUGUGUAAGAAGAUUGAUCACUUUCCAGAGGAUGCUGACUAUGAGGCUGAUGCUGCUGAAUACCUACUGCGUGCAGUGCGUGCCUCCAGUAUCUUCCCCAUCAUGAGUGUGGGUCUGCUGUUCUUGGGAGGACUCUGUGUAGCCGCCAGUGAGUUUUAUCGCAGCCGCCACAAUGUCAUCCUCAGCGCAGGAAUCUUCUUUGUCUCCGCAGGCCUCAGUAACAUCAUUGGAAUUAUUGUCUAUAUUUCGGCCAACUCAGGGGACCCGGGACAAAGUGACAGCAAGAAGUCCUACUCCUACGGCUGGUCGUUCUACUUUGGGGCGCUAUCCUUCAUAAUGGCAGAAAUGGUGGGUGUGCUGGCUGUGCACAUGUUCAUUGAGAAGCACCGAAAGCAGCGGGCCAAGUCCCGCACCGAGCUCAUCAAGAAGUCCGCCUUCAGCCGCAUCCCCUCCUAUCGUUACCGCUUCCGGCGCCGCUCCAGUGUCCGCUCGUCUGAGGUUCCCAGCCGUGAUGCCUCGCCACUGGGGAAAGUUGGCUACACAGGGCCCGGCGCCUCUGAGAUGCCGAUGUACACGCUGAACCCACGCGAGGCGGGCAACGCCGCCACCAAAUCCGGCCUAGCCGGGCUGCUCAACUCUGAGAGGGAUUUCCUCCAGAGUAGCACGCUCACUAAAGACUACACAAAGGACCCCAACCGCAGGACCACGCCUGUCUGAGAGGUGUUCCCUGUAGAUAUUAACCAAUCACAGUAGCAAAGAGGAGGAGGCUGAGAGAGGGAGUGCUCACUGAAGCAGGCAGGGGACACACGGGGUUAAAAGGGAAUGGUGGGUACUGGGGCAUCCGAAAUACCUUGACUGUGAACUGUGAACUUUUAGCCUUUGAACUGUGAAUCCUGAGCCCAGUGAGCAUUUCAGUGUGUGUAGCACGAGCCGUUUGAAUGGAGAAUUUUUUUCCCAUCUCCAACCUCAUGUUUCUGUAGUUGGCACAUUCAUUCAUUCUGUUUAUGAUCAGCUUCUAUUCAUGAAUUGGCUUUUUGGGAUUUUUCCAUCUCGAGUGGUUUGCUAUUUUGGCAGAUUCUCCUAAAAGAUGAAUGAAACGUGAACCGGAGAAAGGGGGGAGGGUAGGACAUCUGUCCUUCUUUGGUAGCAGAUCAGUCAGAUGAGUGCAGUAUUCUAUUUUCAGUUCAGCUGACUUCAAAAUAUCAAUGACGGAUGCAUUUGUCCGUGUAUAUGUACAGGUAUAUGCUGUAUGCUCCUUUUGGAUUGCUUUAAUCAUGGACUAGCUUCUGUCAUGACAGACAUACUGUACUGAAGGUGAAUUGAGUUCAUCCCUGGUGACAAACCUCCUUUUUUAGCUGACCGCUGGUCAGUUGUUUGUUUGUUGCGGGUGUCAUCACCUUUAGAUGGUCAUUUUUAGAUCAUUGGUGCUUCCUUAUACUUCUUUAUUUUCUCUAUUUAUUUCUUCACCAAAAAAAAGAUUUGUCUGUUCAUUUUUCACCCACCACUUUUGAUCUGUGCUGCUCACUUCACCUCUUCAUUCUCGCUACCUUUCACCCUCUCUUUUCCACACUAGUCUUCCAUCUGUGCCGCUGAUAGACUUGCUGCAUUGAGGAACCUGUGAAAGAGAGGAGACCACUUAGCUGUGAAUAUGGUUCUAGACAGAGCCAUAAAGACAUUAAACAGGGACGGAAAUGCUCGCCCACUACCUCCUGCUGAAUAUCGUUCAACAAUUUUGUCUAAAGUCUCUGUUGUGCAUUGGCGGAAGGAAUUGGUAUGUGGCACGCGAUGUAAAGCAGACCGGAGAGUAGUACCGUGCAUUAUUCAGAGGGUUUGUGCUCCAUCCAUUGAUGUGUCAGUCACAGCCUUCCCUUCUUCCUUAGGUCCCAUACAUGUGCAUUGACUGUAUGCACGUAUACAGUACAAACACACGUCUUCUAUCUGUGACCUCCACAAACGUGUGUUCAAACACAGAACACAUCACACCAAUACAUCUCCAUAUGUCUCCCUCGUAACACUUAAAUACUCACUUAAAUAUACUGCAUGUUGCUGUCACGGGAUAAUAGAAAGACACCGACACAUCUGCAUUAUCAUUUCAGUGUCAGCUCAGCUUUUCAAUUUAGCAGGAUCGGAGUUUGCCAAGCAUGAUUUGAUGUGAUUUAUAGCAGAAAAACGCUGUAGACACAUAUGCUGUACAGGGGCCAUUUAUUUUGGUACACCUGAAGGCAUUGACAAGCAGGGACGGCGGUGGUCGACAAUUUCAAAACAAACACGUAAAAUAACUCAGUUUACAAUAUUGAAAAACAUUUAUCUGCGGUAUUUUCCCAUCCACUCACUGUAUGUGGUUUACACUGUAUGAAGCUUCAGUCUAUCGUGGCCUGCUGGGUUGUGUUUGUAAAAGGCUUAAACUGUAUGUUGAUCUGGUCCAAAGAAAGAUGCAAAUAUACAGCAUUUUAUACCGCUAACACAUAUUGUCUGGUUCCGCGAGAUUUUUAUCAAAUCACCAGACAACACCUGAACACAUCCCGCAACAGGGAGGAGGGGGGCUGUGAAUGAUACCGCAAAAUUUCAGCAUCAGAGCUGUAACAGUAGAGUCAGGAUUUGUCGGCCUUUGCCUUUUACGCUGAACCCAGCGAAGCGGGAUAUUGGCGCAAUUGUGUGUUUUCACGCAGCGUCAGAGUAACCCACAAUCAGAUAAUUACAUGUGUGACGCCGUCAGCGUCGGAUUUACGUAUAAAAUACUGUACUGCGCGCAGAGACAGUCGCUUUCAAAAUAACAGGACAGGGAUAUGACGGCAUUUCUACAUUCCCUUACACACAGGAGCCGCUUUGCCAUUUAUUCAGUAUCCUACUAGUGUGCUAAAUUGUCCAUGCUAUAGUACUCUCUUUGUCCCUAAUUGUCAAUUCAGCUUUUUAGUAGAAGACUUGGUCUUCCAAGUGAUGUUUUUUACACUACUGCCUUCCACUACUCUGACAUUUCUGCGCAAUAGUAAAAAGAGUAGGGCACGCUACUAGAACAACUACAUGUUACUAGUAAGGCAAAACUUUGCCCUAGCCAACAAAUGUGUGCUACUAGUAAUACUAGUUAUGUAAAAUUCCAGUUGUUAACUUCUAGCAUUUCUCUAGUUGCACAAGUAGCACACAGAUGUCAACGCAUGCACAGUUUUGCCUCACUACAAAUGUAGUUGUUUUACUAGUGCACCCUAGUAAUUCUAGUGUGCUGAAAUGUCAUACAGCAGUGGAACAAACUUUGCUACUAGUCCACCCUAGUUGUUCUACUAGUGCGCCUGAGUCAUUCACUGAGCAACGCGGCAGAAACCGACUGAACUGUCUUGUCACGCAGUGCGUGGGGUCUACCACUGGUUUUCUUGAGUGGCCGACAGUCGGCCACCGGCUUUGCUGUGAUUCAAAAUUUGAAUCGCCAGUGCAUGAUGUUGCCACAUCGCAAAUGUAACAGCCAAUCAAAAAUGCGCUUUCACGCACACACACAAAAUAUGUUUCCAGAUUUUAAACGUGAGACCCAGCCAGCCACUGUGGCGCUGCCAAGCCGUAUCAGAAUCAUAGCCAUCUUUAUUUAGCCAAGUAUGUCCAAAAAACACACAAGGAAUUUGUCUCCGUUAGUUGAAGUACAGUAUAUACAAUAUGUAUUCUGUAUUUUCUGUUUUACAGUAAUAAUUAACUAUAAUUUAUUAUGUCCCCUUGGCUAGAAAGCAAAUCGUGGCAUCUCUGUCAUCGAAAUCCACAGGUGCAUCAGUGGAUUGGGAGCUCAAUCAUUGCCAACAGUCUCUCAAAAUAUCAACACUCUUAUUAUUCUUGCCCGUUUCCUCUUUUGUGGCCAUCCGUUUCUUACUUGACAAUCACGCCAUGUUUUUGUGGUUCAAUAAAAAAAAUAAUACCAUACAGUAUGUUUAAUGUGAAGCCUCAAAAGCCAAUACAGGGUUGCAGUUUUUCCAUUGCAGCUUGACAGUAGUUGUCCGGUACUUAAUCACUUGGUGACUGGCGAAAAGUCAGCAACUGUUGUUUUCUUGCAAUGGUCCACUUAGUGGCAUUUGUUCGCAUCACACUGUGUGCGACAGGCCUUAGUUGUUCUACUAAUGAACUGAAUUGUCUUACUAGUGAGGACAAAGCGCAUACGUGUACAUCGAAAAUUCAAUGUAUUAGUAGGAUACUGAAUAAAUGCUCAAAUCGCUUUCCGUUCUGACGCCAACUCUAAAGGCAGAUUAUUCCCGCAAUGCCUUUUUGCCCCAUUUCGUGUUAGUGCCGUUCAUACAGAAAAUCAAAAAAUGUUUGCGUCUGAAAGGGCGUACAUCCAUAAAAUUAAUUGAAAUUGAUUUAGCAAGAAUGUGAGUAGCUUAUAGAAUGGCUACAAACUAAAAAUUCUAUGAGUAACGAGAGUGUGAAAUUCAUAUUAUUAUUUUUUUCGCUUACUUAUAUACUUCGCUUGAUCAGCAUUGCACUGUUUUAUAAGAAUAAAACAAGGCUAAGCAGUUUUGGGACAGCUAAUUACCUUGAUAUAGAAAGAUGUGCAACACUCCCCAUAGAGAGCAUUUUGGCAUGUCCUUGUGGCGGCUAUCCUUCACAUGUAAAUAUUAAUUUUACAACAUCAGCAGUUGUCAUGGACUGUGAAAGGGAAAAUGUGCUUUUCUCUUAAGCAAGGGCUUUUAAUUUUUAAAGAAGCGGAGCACACAAGGGCUUUCUAUGCUCGGCGUUGCACCAACAUUGUUCGAAGGGUGUUAAAUGGAUGGGAUUGAUGCGCGAACGCGGGAAGACAAGGAAAAGUACAUUUGCACGGGAACAAGCGUUUAUAAACCAGCUCGAAUAGCUAACAAGCAACAUGGUGUCUGAGUAGCGUUCCAGAAAAGAGUACUCACCGGGCCACAUUCGCUACAACUGAGCCUUGACAAGAUGUUUUUCUCUAUAUUUAGAGUAGGCAACUUUUCAAAGUAGUUAGAGUCAAAGGAUUAAACCUUACGCACACGUAGGAUAGCAAUGUACCUGAUCAAAAUGUUGUUUAUCAUACCUGGUGCCAAAUAUUACUGAAAAUAGUUCCUCCAGUCGGCUUAUCAUUUAGACUUACCUGUGGUAGCAGUGUAGCUGGUCAUCAGGGCCCCCUCACAUCCGCGCAGGGGUCCGUCAAGGGUCAUUCAUAAGCCAUGUCAAAACUGACAACUCAAACAAUGCAUAUGCCACAUAUCCAUCUGUUUCCAGCGCUUCCAUUGCUCUACAGUACACCUCAAAUUGCACCCUGAACGCCACACUGCUCCUUGUAAGACAGUUUACUGGGUGCCCCUUGAGGCCUGCCAUCUUACUUGUACUGUCACACAGCUUUGACUGGGUAUAAACAAAUAACUGUUAUUAAGUAAUGCUAUAUAUUCUAUUCUAAAGGUGCCACUGUGUGGAGGAUGACAACCUCUGUCACAUAUUUAUUAAUCUAUUGAUGGUUGGGGCACUGGGUGUGACUGAUGGGUCAGAUUUGGGGAUCUGGGAUGGUUGUCUGUGUAUAUUAAUCUACUUUGAUGUUCUCCUUUAAUGCUGAUUGAUUCACAUGUGCAGCCUCUGAUAGAGACUAACUGAUUUAGAAGUUGGAGAGAGCCUCUCUCUCACACUAUUAAAUUUGUUAGUCAGUGGGACGAUCAACACAAUACACACUUAACAACACUUAAAUGGGUUACUAUACUUUCGAGGACUUACUGAUCAUUUCUGUCCACCACAAAAGCUUCAUGAAAGUAGAUAUGAUCGAUAAUGUAAUUAACGCCAAUGCAAUAGUCUGUAAAGAUAUGCCUCAAAAUGACUAAAAAUAUCGUAUUUGCUCAUAUAGUGGCUGGAAGAGUUUAUUUACUCAACUGCAGAGAGUACUAGUUGUCCAUUAGUGGGAGGGUUUUAAUUUUGUAUUUUUCUAAUGAUUGUUUUUCAUGAUUAAAUAAUGUUACUCAACUAAAGUUAAAAAUCGCAAUAUAACGGCAGCACUUUCACUUUGAACUCCGCCAUAAACUUCAGCCUUACAGUUGCCAUAUCUAUCCUCCAUCUGGGUUCAUGUGUUGUCUUAAUUACGUCUACAUACAGUAGUUACAACAACUUAUUAGCGCCACCGAAGGGGAAAAAUAGCUCUUAUUUAAUAAAUCCACGAUUUAUACGAUGCACCAGUGAUGAAUCAUUAUAACCACGGAGGGUGCUAUUUUAGGAAAUGCGGUAUUAACUAUCCUUUUUUUGUGUGUGUGUGUCAAAAAUGUUUACACUUCACAUACAACAUUGUACCACGUGGUUUUCCUCUAUUGUCCUCGUAAGUAUAGCAAUGCAAAUGUACGACACACAACUAACAUUGGUUAAUGGCCAAAAAACAACAUCAACCACACAAUCAGUAAUGGAAAAAAAACAGUGAAUUCAUGAGAUGAUUUUCUUUAGGGGACAAACAACUUUUAAAAAGUAACUUGAGCCAGUUAAUCAAACACAGUGGAGCAUUUUGUUCUCAGAAAUGGCAACAAAUAUGCUACGAACUCUAUCUACACUUUGCUAUUACAAACACACUCAAAUACUUGUGAGGAGGACUUAUGUGCCUGCAUGUUUGUGUAUGUGUGUGUGCGUGUGUUCAUAUCAACAAGUGUGUAUGUGUGUGUGCAGCUCGCCUCUCCUCACUUGUACACGGAGUGCCUGCCUUGUCCUGCCUUCAGACAGCUCCCAGAUCAGCCGAGAGGCUUUUCCAGUGUGACGUCCUACAGCUAAUUACGCGUAUAUUUCCUAGAAACAACAUUGAUAGGCAAUUCUGAUAUUUAGUGAGUACGUUGUUGAAUGUCUGAAUGUUGUGUUUAUGAUUGCUAAAUGUACUCCUCACAUGUACCCUGUCAUUGUGGUUGAUUCUGGACUGGCAGAGGGGUGUUUUAUCAGGGUGGAAAACAAUGUGUGGUUACCCUAAUGACCGUUGGUCUUGAAUCGACACACAUGGUUGUAGACUGUUGUUUCUCAUUCUUUGUUAUCUUUCCCAAGAAUGACUGUGUUUAUGUGUGUGUUUGUGUGUAUGUGUGUGGCUCAUGAGGUAGAGAAGCCAUCUGCGGGUUUGCUCCCCAUCCAGACUCUGAAGCCCUGAUUACUCCCGAUGACCACAAUUACGGUUGUAUAAAAGCAUUUUUAACACUUGUACUUCCAAUUCAGAUUAAAAUUCUGUUGUUAAUGUUGAAAGAUGCAGAGAUGCAAUCUCCAUGAAAAGAAUUCAUAGUGAAGCCAUUCCUAAACAGUCCUUUUUGAUGCCUUUCCGGUGUUAUUUCUUUCAUUUUAAAUGUAUUCUUUUGACAAGGGAGCAAUUACAAUGUGUUUUUAUUAUGGUUUUGCCUCAAGCCCUGUGCUCACUGUUGUUUACACGCAGAACAUUUCCGUGGCUCUUUACGCUUGACUGACCAAGGAUGAAAGACUCCAAAUUACAGGGUGUGUUACCAAGCUUCGACCAUCAGGUGCGUUCAAGUGGCAUCUUGGAUAAAUUGUUGACAUUGUAGCAAAUCACAUGUUGAUGGAUCCUCUGCCUCAACCAAGGUGUUUGCUUGAAAUAAUAGUCUGCCAAGAAUCAGAUCAGAUUUCUUCAAAUGUUUUUGAACAAUUCCUUCAGACUGUUAUCUAACAAAGCCAUCCCCUCAAAAGGCUACUUUGACUAUAAUGUAAUCAAGAAUGCAAUGACAGGCAGCGUAACCAAUAAAACUAUGUAUGGGGUGUGUGUGUGUGUGUGUGUG
This is a messenger RNA of Phyllopteryx taeniolatus (common seadragon), 8654 nucleotides long. It is a transcript of the gene cacng3b, whose product is annotated as calcium channel, voltage-dependent, gamma subunit 3b. Gene Ontology annotation, molecular function: voltage-gated calcium channel activity; channel regulator activity. Gene Ontology annotation, cellular component: AMPA glutamate receptor complex; postsynaptic density membrane. Bases 712 to 1659 code for a protein of 315 amino acids. The record is from RefSeq and is a predicted model, not a curated record. The transcript is spliced from 4 exons. NCBI's taxonomy places the organism in Eukaryota, Metazoa, Chordata, Actinopteri, Syngnathiformes, Syngnathidae. Gene Ontology annotation, biological process: regulation of AMPA receptor activity; calcium ion transport; postsynaptic neurotransmitter receptor diffusion trapping.